CGCGAGGGCCCGGCGGGCCGCAGGUCCUCCGGCCGCGCGGCGCGGGGCUCGGCGGCGCCCUGGGCGCGCUUCUCCGCCUGGCUGGAGUGCGUGUGCGUGGUCACCUUCGACUUGGAGCUGGGCCAGGCGCUGGAGCUGGUGUACCCCAGUGACUUCCGGCUCACAGACAAGGAGAAAAGCAGCAUCUGCUACCUAUCCUUUCCUGACUCCCACUCAGGCUGCCUUGGGGACACUCAGUUCAGUUUCCGCAUGCGACAGUGUGGAGGACACAGGAGCCCCUGGCAUGCAGAUGACCAGCCCUACAACAGCAAGGCCCCUGUGGCACUGCAGAAGGAGCCAGCACACUACCUUGGCUACGUGUACUUCCGGCAAGUGAAGGACAGCUCUGUGAAGAGGGGUUACUUCCAGAAGUCCCUGGUGCUGCUGUCCCGCCUGCCCUUUGUCCGGCUGUUCCAGUCACUGCUGAGCCUGAUGGCCCCCGAGUACUUUGACAAGCUGGCACCCUGUCUGGAAGCUGUUUGUAAUGAAAUCGACCAGUGGCCAGCUCCUGUGCCUGGGCAGACCCUGAACCUCCCUGUUAUGGGUGUUGUCAUCCAGGUGUGCAUCCCAUCCAGGGUAGACAAACCGGAAUCCAGGCCUCUGAGGCAGUGUGACCAAGAGAACCUGCUGCCAGCCCCUGUUGUCCUUGCCAGUGUCCAUGAACUGGACCUAUUCAGGUGUUUCCGGCCCGUGCUGACCCAUGUGCAGACACUGUGGGAGCUCGUGCUUCUUGGGGAGCCUCUGGUGGUCCUGGCCCCCUCGCCCGACGUGUCCUCAGAGAUGGUGCUUGCCCUGACCAGCUGCCUGCAGCCCCUCAAGUUCUGCUGUGACUUCCGCCCCUACUUCACCAUCCAUGACAGUGAAUUUAAGGAGCUUACCACACGCACCCAGGCCCCACCUAACGUGGUUCUGGGAGUCACAAACCCUUUCUUUAUCAAAACACUCCAGCACUGGCCCCAUAUCCUCCGAAUUGGGGAGCCCAAGAUGUCAGGGGACCUUCCUAAGCAGAUCAAGUUGAAAAAGCCCUCAAGGCUGAAGACCCUUGACACCAAGCCAGGCCUCUACACCUCCUACACAGCCCACCUGCACCGGGACAAGGCGCUGCUCAAGAGACUCCUCAAGGGUGUGCAGAAGCAGCGGCCAUGGGAUGUGCAGAGCGCUCUGCUGAGGCGCCACCUCCUGGAACUCACGCAGAGCUUCAUCAUUCCCCUGGAGCACUACAUGGCCAGCCUCAUGCCACUGCAGAAGAGCAUCACGCCCUGGAAGACCCCACCCCAGAUCCGCCCCUUCUGCCAGGAUGACUUCCUUCGCAGCCUGGAGCAUGCUGGGCCCCAGCUUACCUGUAUCCUCAAGGGCGACUGGCUGGGCCUCUACAGGCGGUUUUUCAAGUCACCCCACUUUGAUGGCUGGUACCGGCAGCGGCACAAAGAGAUGGCCCAGAAGUUGGAGGCCUUGCACCUGGAGGCGAUCUGUGAGGCGAACAUUGAGACCUGGAUGAAGGACAAAUCAGAGGUGGAAGUGGUGGACCUGGUCCUGAAACUCCGGGAGAAGCUGGUGCGGGCACAGGGCCACCAGCUCCCUGUGAAGGAGGUGACACUACAGCGGGCACAGCUGUACAUCGAGAUGGUCAUCGGCUCCCUGCCCAAAGACCUGCAGGUUGUCCUGUGCCCUCCUUAGGCUGGACCAACGUGUGCAGGCCCCAGGCCUGGCCUGCCAAGCCUCCCCUGGAGGGCCCUCAUUUGUGCCCAAUCCCAGCUUGGCCCCCUGCCUGGGCUGCAGCCCCCUCGUUUCCACAGUAAAUGCGACAUUUGGAACCACAGUCUGGUCCCUGACUGGGAGAUUGUGUGCUAGCAGAACUCCUGCUCCAGCCCCACCUGCCUGCAUGGCUGCAGAGGGCAAGUAGGGGGGUUGUAGCGCGAGAGCCCUGGCUGAUUUGGGCACAGCUCCUGCCCACCCUGCUAUUGCCCAUCUGCCCACACUCCACGUGGUGUUUGAUAUGUCCUUCAGCCCCGCAGGCUGCUAGAACAGAGGGAGGCAGCUGGCAGGAGCCAUUGCCGCCUGCCCAUCUUGCCCUGUGGAGAUGGGGACACCUUGCCCAUGUCAGCCAUGGUGGGGAGAGAGACCACUCUUGUGUACCCACUGCCUGCCUGAGCUGCACAGGGGAGAGCAGGAGUGGUGUGGAGGGCCUACUGGGCAGCAGGCUCGGUCUGGCACUUGGACUCCACAGUAUGGGCCUGGCCUCUCUCCUGGAAUCCCAUAUACCCCACUUCUACCCUCGGGGCCUGCGGGCUCUGGAUUGGUCUGACUCUGCUGCCCAGCCCCCACAGCCCUGGUGCAGCCAAUCUCCUUGGCAAGCACCGGAGGUGCCACCUCUGGGUUCUUAGUCAAGCCUGAGCCCAGUGAGGUAGUGCUGUCGCCUCAGGUAGUGAUAUGGCCAAGGAUGGUGACACUGGUGGGGCUAUAUAGAAGAGGUGUGCUUAGGGUUGGACCAGAGCUGCCACUGAACCCCAGGAGAGCAUCACUAGCUGCUGACCUCACAGACCCUUGGGCUCUUUGUCUAGGAGGUGAG
Octodon degus (degu) is the source of this 2608-nucleotide messenger RNA. It is a transcript of the gene Dennd6b, whose product is annotated as DENN domain containing 6B. Gene Ontology annotation, molecular function: guanyl-nucleotide exchange factor activity. Lineage: Eukaryota; Metazoa; Chordata; Mammalia; Rodentia; Octodontidae. The transcript is spliced from 20 exons. The annotation marks the transcript as partial. Gene Ontology annotation, cellular component: recycling endosome. The record is from RefSeq and is a predicted model, not a curated record.